Molecule: messenger RNA, 2031 nt
Organism: Dichomitus squalens LYAD-421 SS1
Lineage: Eukaryota; Fungi; Basidiomycota; Agaricomycetes; Polyporales; Polyporaceae
Exons: 7
Coding region: 937-1905 (322 amino acids)
Source: RefSeq, a predicted model, not a curated record
GACAAACGUACAGAAUUGUCACUGAGAGCUCUAGUCGCCAACGCCGCCCACCAUCAAGAAGUGCUUCCUCCGAACUGGACCGAGAAUUCGCCUCGCAUAGACCUCGUUUUGCUUGAUAUACUACGCACACAGCCUUUUCCGGUGCGACUUCGGUACUCUCACUCAGCUUCUGGUGCGGAUGCUCCCCAGGUUCCACGACCCAGCCAGACGCUUCCGAGUUGGUAUGACGAUAUGUCACCCUGCAUGAUGAAUGGCCUGGGCGGAGGUAAUGAAUAUGCCGGGUCGCGCGCAAGAGCCCCGCUUCUGGCAAGAAGUCACAAUUUUACCUUGGAGGUUUCGCUAUCAACGGGAGCUUUCAGAAUCGACACCGAUGUGGUGCAGUUCUGACGUGCAUGCUCAGAUCUUUCUGACCACAGAUGGGCGGACAUUUUCAAGAUAGAGCAGCAGCAUACCAGAUAGGCGGUGAGAAUUUGACUAUGGGAAUCCGAAGCCUUUCCCCGACGUGAUAUCGGUCCUCUCGUAAUCAUACCGAACUCUAUUCAGCGCGCGUCUCCAGUUUCCCCAGGACCCUUGAGAGUACCUCCUAGCAAUCUGACUAUGCUUGACUCCGCCUUCAGGAUAUGGCUCGAAUAAUGAGCACACAGAAGGUAAACAAGCUGAUCCCUUCGACGCUCACUGCCCGUUGUUGCGCCCAUUGGCGUCGCCCUGUGGGAUAAGAAGCUGUCAAGGCCGCUCUAAGACGCCCUAACGUCAUGUAUGGCUGCCGGCUCGCAAGGCACACCUCGCGGUCCGAAGAUCAAGAAGUCGCAGUAGUCAUGCACACACCCAUAAAGACGCGACAGCGUCCCUCCGCCUGGGCAGGUGUCAUCCUAGGUCCACCCACUCUCCGAGCUCCCCUGCCUCCCAACGGCUCCGGUCCACAGCACGUAGCCCUCCAUGUCUGACCCACUGUCGCUGUUCCAAAAUGCGUUUUACAUCGGGAACAACUUCAAUGCCAUACUUUACGGCGUGGAGCUCGUGCUGUACUUCAUGACCAUCCGGAUUAUGCUUAGUAGGAAGCGGAAGCAUGUCCCCACGGACAAAUACUUCCUCCUCUUCAGCACCGUCCUCCUCCUCCUCAACACCGUCUUCGUCGCCACGGAGGCCGUCUUCGGGCAGGAGAUGUGGAUCGUUAAUGCGAACUACCCUGGAGGCAUGGACGCGUACCUCGGCGAUUUCGCCUCCGUAUGGUACCAGACAUUUGGCACCGCGGCGUCCAUCGUCCUUAACCUCUGCAGCGACGGCCUUCUCAUCUACCGCUGCUACGUCGUGUGGAACGACCUCCGCAUUAUUGCAGGUCCUGUCAUCAUCUACCUCGCGAGCUUCUCGCUCGGGAUCGCGCAGCUGUACGAGUCCGGGCGGCCGCACGCAAACUACUUUGCAGGGCUCGCGCAGAAGCUUGGCAUCGGCUACACGUCAUGCAUCAUCUCCCUCGAGAUCAUCCUGACCGCCCUCAUCUGCUCGCGCAUCUACUUCGUGGGCAGGCGCUAUGGCCACGCGAUGGGCGAGGAGGUCGGGCGGGCGUACACGAGCGCGGCGGCGAUCAUCGUCGAGAGUAUGCUGCUCUCGACGCUGACGGGCAUCGCGUACCUCAUCUCGUUCGCGCGCAACUCUGAUAUCGACAUUUUCUUCCUCUCGAUCUACGUGAUGAUGACGUGCAUCGCGCCACAGUUGGUCGUCCUCCGGGUCGUGGCGGGACGUGCGUGGACCAGGGAAAAGUCGACGAUGAUCCAGUCUAAGCUCGAGUUCACAGACGCUUCGAGGACGCAGUUUGGCGGGUCCUCGGCUGCAAAUGAGAAGUCUGACGGGCUGACGGCCAGCGGCUCUGUUUCGUCAUCUGAGCAUAUACCGAUAGGUGAUGUUUAGGUUCAUUCCGUUGAUUACCUGACUGGGCUCCUGAUGUUUUUGUUACGAGCAUCGCAUUUCCCAGUGUCUGUGAGUGUUUGUUGUACUGUAAAAUGAUACGUUUUGCUACUAUACCAUCAAGUUAGG